Erinaceus europaeus (western European hedgehog) is the source of this 2864-nucleotide messenger RNA. It is a transcript of the gene CAPN13, whose product is annotated as calpain 13. The transcript is spliced from 24 exons. Gene Ontology annotation, molecular function: calcium ion binding; calcium-dependent cysteine-type endopeptidase activity. Bases 316 to 2367 code for a protein of 683 amino acids. Lineage: Eukaryota; Metazoa; Chordata; Mammalia; Eulipotyphla; Erinaceidae. Gene Ontology annotation, biological process: proteolysis. The record is from RefSeq and is a predicted model, not a curated record. Gene Ontology annotation, cellular component: cytoplasm.
GGGACACCAGCUAAGUACAUAGCACUAAACCCAAGGACCCACGCAAGGAUCUGGAUUUGAGUUCCUGGCUCCCCACCUGCAGGUGGGAGGAGGAUGCUUCAGAAGCAGUAAAGCAGGUCUAAAGGGAGAAUAAUGUGCAGAAGAGAGGAUUCAACACUGGUCAGCUUGUAGCCAACCACUUGCCAAAUGCCAGAGACCUGCUUCUGCUAUGCCUCCGGGAGCCUGGGGUCAGCACUGGUGUUGGAGAUGGAGACUGUCUCAAAGAGGACUUCCUGCCAGGACACAGGUGUGGAGGAAAGGGUGGUCUAAGGCACCAUGACAUACCAUGAGUCUCAGUCCCAGACCACUAUCAUCAAGUUCAAGGGCCAGGACUUCCAAUUCUUGCGGGACCGCUGCCUGCGGCGAGGUCAGCUGUUUGAGGAUGACACGUUUCCCCCCACCACUGCCUCCAUCGGGACUUCUGUGCUUCAGGGUAAGAGCCUCUCCAACCUGGAAUGGAAGCGACCAAAGGACUUAUCACAGGGAGACCCUCACUUUAUCCUGGAAGGCGUGAGCAGGUUUGACAUCCAACAAGGAGUGGCAGCAGGGGAUUGCUGGUUCCUAGCAGCCCUGGGCUCCUUGACACAGAGCCCACAACACCUGCAGAAAAUCCUGAUGGACCAGAGCUUCUCCUACAAGUACGCAGGCAUUUUCCGCUUCCGGUUCUGGCAGUGCGGCCAGUGGAUAGAGGUGGUGGUGGAUGACCGCCUGCCAAUCCGGGACAGGGAGUACCUGUUUGUGCACCCCCGCAGAGACAACUUGGAGUUCUGGCCCAGCCUGCUGGAGAAAGCCUAUGCCAAGCUGCGUGGCUCCUAUCACCACCUGCACUUUGGGUACCUUCCGGAUGCGCUGGUCGACCUCACAGGCGGUGUGGUCACCAGCAUUGACCUGCACUCCACACCCCCGGCCGACCUGGUGAGGAUGGUAAAGACAGCGGCCAGGGAGGGCUCCCUGGUCACCUGUGCCACGCCAGCCGGGCCCUCAGGGGAGGAGAUGAGACUGGAAAAUGGCCUGGUGAGCCAGCACGCAUACACGGUGACAGGGGCCGAGCAGAUUCAAUACAGGAGGAGCUGGGAGAACCUCAUCCGCCUCUGGAACCCCUGGGGCAACACCGAGUGGCAGGGCCGCUGGAGGGAUGGGUCCCUGGAGUGGCAGGAGACUCAGGACCCCCUGAAGCACCAUCUCCAUGAUAACAAGGAGGACGGAGAGUUCUGGAUGGCAUGUGAGGACUUCCAGGAGAACUUCUCCUGCCUCUAUAUCUGUCACCAUGUCCCCGUCAGCAUGGACAAUGGAAACCUGGUCCACGAGAGGUGGUCCCAGAUGAUGUUCAAGAACCACCUGAUUCCCUGGAACCCUGCAGGUGCACGGUGCCAUAAGUCCAUCACAGCCCCUUCUAGUGCUGCAGACAUGCGGCAGGAGGACCCGCAGUACCUCUUCUCAGUGCCCCACAGCACACAGGGCAUCAACGCCGUGGUCUCCUUCACCAUCAUGCCCCACAAUCUGAACCUGCAGGACCAGGACUUUGCAAUGGGCUUCCAGGUGUACCGGGACCCCCAGUUCCAGCAGUACCGAGAGAGGUUGCCGCCCACCUUCUUCUCCCAGUUCAGAAACGAGGUCAAGGGUGUUGUUUCCAGAACCAAGUGCAACCUCACCAAGUGCUUCACCCUAAGCCCCGGGCCCUAUGUCGUGAAAACCUCGGCACACAGGGACCCCGUGCAGUUCCUGGCCAGGAUCUUUGUGAAGAUGCCGGGCAGCAAUAGGAAGCCGGACAGCAACUUCAACCUCAGAGCCAUGAAGGCAACUCUUCCAGAAAGCAACCCCCAACAGAACAUCUUCUACAAGCACACACAGCAGGGGAAAGACCUGGACGCGAGACAGCUCCAGAGCCUCCUCAACCAGGAGUUAGUGAUAGGGCCCCGGGAAGACUCCUUCUCCCUGGAUGAGUGCCGGAGCAUCGUGGCGCUGAUGGACGUGAAGGUGAACGGGCUGCUCGACCCUGAGGAGUUUGCCCGCCUGUGGGAUCGCGUGCUGCACUGCCAGGAAGUCUUCCAGAACAUUCAGAAGCACUCGGGGGUCUUCCUGACUUCUGACCUGUGGAAGGCCAUCCGAGAGACAGACUUCCUGACAGGGGUGUCAGUGACCAGUCAGCUGCUGGACCUCAUGAAACUUAGGUAUAGCGACAGCUCCCGGCGGAUCAGCUUCCCCAGCCUCGCCUGCUUCCUCAUGCGACUGGAAGCCAUGGCAAAGACUUUCCGGAACCUCUCCAAGGAUGGGAAAGGCCUCUACCUGACUGAAGUGGAGUGGCUGAACCUGGUCAUGUACAACUGAGAAAAGAGACGAACGCCCCCCAGAGUCAAGUGCCAAGACCUCUCUCACAUGUGCAAUUCCCUACUCCUGGGGUCAACUUUGCCUUUUUAUUUUAGAGAGCGGGGGAGGAGUAGGGAGGGAAGGAAGGAGAGAAGAGAGGAGAGGAGAGAAGAGGAGAGGAGAGAAGAGAAGAGAAGAGAAGAGGAGAGAAGAGAAGAGAAGAGAAGAGAAGAGAAGAGAAGAGAAGAGAAGAGAAGAGAAGAGAAGAGAAGAGAAGAGAAGAGGAGAGAAGAGAAGGGGCCACAGCACUGAUUUACCAUUGCUGGAAGUUCCCCAGAUGCUGUAGAGCUGAGGUUCAAACUUGGGUUUCAUGCAUGGUAAGACAUAAGAUCUCCUGAGUGAGCAAUAGCUAGGCCUCUCACAUAUUCUCUUUGGUGCUAUUAUAAUGCAAUAAUUUCCAUAAUUUCAUGUCCAGAUUACUAGUUAAUGUAUAGAAAUAAAACAGAUUUUUGCAUUGA